CGCCUCUUCUCUCAGUACCAGCAGCAGCAGAGGACGCCCGCAACAUCCACGGUGCGAACCGCCCCCCUCCCCCUGCGCUCGGACCACAAAACACAGGCGUUGUCCGCAUCUGCGGGAAUCUGCUCGUAUCCGCGAGGGACCGCGGACGACUGCCGCUGCUCGGCGGAGGAAUUUAUGCUUGUUUUAAUUCACGCGGCGGCGGUUCGCAGUCAGUCCAUUGUUCUGCAUGACAGACUGGGCAGAAAUGAUGCAUCUGCACCUGGGGACUGACAGCAUCGCCUCGCCCUCUGCUCUCAUAUGACUCCAGUCAUCUCGGCAGCCGGAUUCGUCAGCAUCUGAAGCGAGCAUCGCGCUCCCUUGUCUUGUCCGCAUCCAACUUCCAAGAAGAUGUCGAAAAUGAAAAACUGCGAAAGUGUCAAAGUGGUGGUGCGCUGCCGCCCGCUGAACCGCAGAGAGGAGGCGGCGGGCACUGACAGGAUUGUGGAGAUGGACGUGAAACUGGGCCAGGUGGCGCUUCGGAACCCGAAGGCGCCCCCGGGAGAGCCGUUCAAGACGUUCACGUUCGAUGCCGUCUACGACGCCGGGUCCAGACAGAGCGACCUGUACGACGAGACUGUGAGACCCCUCAUAGACUCGGUGCUGCUCGGCUUCAAUGGGACCAUCUUCGCCUACGGCCAGACGGGCACCGGCAAGACCUACACAAUGCAAGGCUUGUGGCAGGACCCUGAGAAAAGAGGAGUCAUCCCGAAUUCCUUCGAGCACAUCUUCACGCACAUAUCCAGAUCCCAGAACCAGCAGUACCUGGUGAGGGCCUCCUACCUGGAGAUCUAUCAAGAGGAAAUCAGAGACCUCCUAUGCAAAGACCACACAAAGAAGCUGGAGCUCAAGGAGAAUCCAGAUUCAGGAGUUUACAUCAAAGACCUCUCCUCCUUCGUGACCAAAAAUGUCAAGGAGAUUGAGCACGUGAUGAACGUGGGCAACCAGACCAGGUCGAUCGGGUUCACCAACAUGAAUGAGCACAGCUCCAGGUCCCACGCCAUUUUCGUCAUCACGGUGGAGUGCAGCGAGACGGGCCUCGAUGGCGAGAACCACAUCCGCGUGGGCAAGCUGAACCUGGUGGACUUGGCCGGCAGCGAGCGACAGAGCAAGACCGGGGUGCAGGGGGAACGCCUCAAAGAGGCCACCAAGAUCAACCUAUCCCUCUCUGCCCUGGGCAAUGUCAUCUCCGCCCUAGUGGACGGAAAGAGCACCCACGUCCCCUACAGAGACUCCAAGCUGACUCGGCUACUGCAGGACUCCCUGGGAGGAAACGCCAAGACCAUCAUGGUGGCCACUCUCGGGCCCUCGUCCAGUAACUACGACGAGACCCUGACCACACUCAGGUACGCCAACAGAGCCAAGAACAUUAAGAACAAGCCGCGGGUGAACGAGGACCCCAAGGACGCCCUUCUGAGGGAGUUCCAGGAGGAGAUAGCCCGUCUGAAGGCUCAGCUGGACAAGCGCGGGAUGCUGACCAAGAAGAGACGGCGGACUAGUCGUAGGCUGAGGAAGAGCUUGGAUGGGGAAGAGGUAACAGAUGGGGAGGGCGAUGAGGAGACGGAGGAUAGCAUGGAGAAGGAUGUGGAAGACUAUAUGAAGGAGCAGGAGGAGAAGCUGGAGCUGGAAAAGGCUGCAAUCCUGGAUGACCGAAGCCUGGUGGCUGAGGAGAAGCAGAGGCUGCUGGAAGAGAAGGAGAAGAUGAUGGUGGACCUGAGGAAGGAGCAGGAGGCCACAGAGAUGCUAACAGCUAAAUUUAAGGCCAUGGAGAGCAAGCUGCUGGUUGGAGGGAAGAACAUCAUCGACCACACGAAUGAGCAGCAGAAGAUGCUAGAGCUCAAGAGGCAGGAGAUUGCUGAGCAGACACGCCGGGAGAGAGAGAUGCAGCAGCAGAUGUUGAUUCAGGAUGAGGAGACGCUGGAACUGAGAGAGACCUUUUCCUCCCUGCAGCAGGAGGUGGAGCUCAAAACCAAGAAGUUCAAGAAGUUGUUUGCGAAACUGCAGUCGGUGAAGGGAGAGAUCCAGGAUGCCAACGACGAACACGUGAGGGCCAGGCAGGAACUGGAGCAAACCCAGAAUGAAUUGACCAGGGAGCUGAAGUUCAAGUACCUGAUCAUUGAGAACUUUAUCCCUCCUGAGGAGAAGAACAAAAUCAUGAACAGGCUUCUCUUCGACAGUGAGGAGGACCAGUGGAAGUUCCAGCCCCUGGUACCGGCUGAGAAUAAAUUUGUGCAGAUGAAGCGAAGGCCUGCCUCUGCAGUGGGGUACAAGAGACCUAUCAGCCAGUUUGCCCGGAAUGCCAUAGCCAUGGGAGCACCAUCGAGGUAUCGGGCUGAGAACAUCAUGCUGCUGGAACUGGACAAGAGCCCACCCACCAUGUUCCACCUGGACUUUCCUAAGGCACAUUCUGAGCAGGACUUGGCCCUGCAGCUCAAUAGGAGCCUUCUGCUGGACAAUGCCACUUAUAGGGAGAUGGCUGCCACUGCACGGGUCAGAAAGUCCAGAUCUUGGUGUCAAGCUCCACGUGUCAUCUCGUCCUCUCCUUCCACCUGCUCGCUCGCUUCAAGGCCCCUGUGCCCCCCUCACGAGCAGGGGGCGGCCGCCAGCGCGCCCCACCCCUGAAGAGGAAAGGAGCCCCCUGGAGCAGCACAAACCUGCUAACCAAUAGUCGGGGGCCCGUCCCCGGACCGCCGGGAUCUUCAUUCCGAAUAUUUGAUUUUCAUUUGUUUGUACGUCAGCAGCCUCAAGCCUUCCCGCAUUUGAUGUAUUGCGCAACAGAAGAACUGUCUCUCCAAGAUGCUGUCCUGUCUGCCUGUUUUAUUUUCACCUGAGCCGGUCUUCGAAGCCUUCUAACACAGGAAUAGGUACUCGUUUGACUCGCAUGUUUUCCUGCCUGGAUGUUUAAGAACAGAGCAAUCCUGACCCUCGCGGUGUCCUUUGGCUUGCAGUACCCUGCCCCUCCCCAGUCUCCAUGGCCCUUCUACACUCUGCAGUGCAUCAAGAGGGUCUCGGGGGCGUCUUGAAUCUCAUAUCUGCAGAUGAAAGUACGAGGCUUCAGCAAAGGACCCGAUGAAGCCCCUAUGCUUGUUUCUCUAGAUGCUUAAACUUCUGAUCUCUGUGGAAAAGCACCAUGAACCUGGGAUGACUUGAAGAGCCACUUCAGCCAAGUUUACUGCCACACGUUACCAAAUUCACAAAGUACAUUUCCCACUUCAUCGUAGGUUUCUCGUCUUACUAAUUAAAAGUAGGAUAGUGUAAAGGGUCUUAAAAUGUAUAUUUUAUGUAACAGCUUUUGACUUAAACAUUUUAGAGCUUGAAUUAUUCUAACAUUUGUAUUAAACCUGAUAUAUGGCAAUCCAUAUGGAGUCCAUUUAUCCUAUGAGAAGGGUAAAAAGAUAUUCUUUGUAAAAAGCCACAUUAAAACGAACACAAGGCUGCACAGUGAAAAUACAGGAGAAAAGAGCUUGACUUUCCCAGUUUUCUCGUUUCUGAAAAGCCAUUUUGCCAUUGCCCUCCAGUGGAGAACUAAGCUGCAUGGGGCAUGGGAAAGAGUUGCAUUCACAUUCCUUGUUAUUUUAGAGGAGUGUAAUCAUUGAGAGAUUGAUCCCAGACAUUCCUCUCCUUUCCCUUUAAAGUUAGCCCUUUCACACUGAUCUUUACUGACCCCUCUUCCUGUUUUAGUUACCAAAUUCAACAAUCCUGGUGCAAUCCACGCCAUUACAAAAAAUGCAAUAUAUAUAUACUAAUAUACUGUAUGUCCAAGAAACUGUCGGUUUUGUAUUUAAAAUUGCCUGCUUCCUAUUUGCACUCGUUGACGGAAAAGAUAUUUCAUCUCAGAAGAGCCAGUCUACAGUGUAAAAUUACUAUGCCAUCAUCAUCAAGACAUUUUCAAGACUCUUAGUUAACAGGAGACUUCACAUUAUAAAAUUCAACAUAACUGAUAUAAAAAAAAAAACACAUGGCAGUUGAAUCUAUUAGUGGCACUGGAUGUCAUCUGGAUGUCAGUCAUCAAAUGUGCAAUGGAAUAUUACAUCUAGCAGCACUGUCUAAGCACUUAUAUUUGAGGUAUAAUUAUGCUGUAUAUGCUUUUCUUGGUGCUUUACGUUUGGACAUGUGUUACUUAUGUAACUAACCUUUAUCUGUGCCCUGCAUACACUAUAGUAAGAAGUCGUUGCUUCAGCGAGGCUGACAUUCUGCCCCGUCAAAUCCCACCACAGCAGUUCUUUCCUUUUAUACUGUGAAAAUGUAGUGGCAUAUAGAGAAAUGAGCAUUUAUAAUUUCCAACUUUAAUCAGGCUCCAAUGGGAAUAAUGAAGACAAUGAAGUAAUUGCUGGCUAAUGUAAAUAGUAUUUUGUGAGUUUCUUCCCUGAUUUUUCAAUAUCCAUGUUAUGUGUCAUUCUUGAAGUCUGUAGGUCAAUUAAGCAAAUGGCCUGCUGAAAGACUAUUCUUAAAGAGAAGAUGCAUUAUUGUUUUUUUAUAGCAUGAAUGAAUGACGGGUUGUUCAGCUGCCCCCAUCACACCAAAAAUAUUCCAGUGAAGUUAAAAGGUUGUGUCUGAAAAAUGAGGUUAGAUGUUGUCUGUGACAUUUUGGAGGGUGUAAUAGUGCUGUAAAAGAUAUUCUGAAUGCAAUGGUGUUUUGAGCAAGACUCUGUGGGACUGUUCUCUUUAACAAGAUGAUUGCUUACUUCCUGUGAGUGUGACUUAUUAGGCAUGGUGCUUGAGUGAAAUGAAACCUGUCUCCACUGGAAAGGGGAACAUACCCGGACCUUUGGACAUAUGACCCGCUUGCAGACUGAAGAGUUGAGGUUAGGAUUACACUAAUUAAUAAAGGACAGGUUAAGAGGGACAAUGAGAAAAGAAUCAGGCAGAGCAAUUCUGUAUAAAUUAUUAAAUGUUGGGAGCACAUGCAGCUUCAUGUCAUAAAGGCCCUUGCUGGGCAGAGAGGGGAAUAAAAAUAUUGGACACUUGCGUCUUGAUCUCGACCUGGUUCAUUCCUUUUCAACGAGUCAACCGUUGGCUCACAGGAUGUUGUGGUAAAGUCCACAUGGUGUUGUACACCAUAACGUUUUGUUCCUUUUAGAGUUACAUUUUGGGGCUUUAUCAUUGCAGGUAAAAGCAGGGAGCAAAGGUUACCAUGGAGUGUAAGUACUGAGGAGUAAAAGCAGCAUUUCUCAUCAUACAAACGUUAGAGGUACCACAACAUACUAUCUUUAUUUACUAAAAAAAACACGUCAAUAAAUGUAUUAGUAUGACCUUCACAUUGCUCUUUACCUUUUGAAUUUUGGGUGGUGUAUGUGCAGACUUACUGGAAGUAAAGCAACGGUAAUAGUGCUGUAAUUGACGUUGUCCCAAAAGGCUGGGAGUUCUAUACUGGAACAUGAAAAGUACCUAUUGUUCCAUAACAAGAUCAAAUGCCAGAUUCCAUCUGCACUACUAUAGGUUUGCAGUGACAUCACUAUGUAUGAGUAUUUUCCAAGAGUUCACCAUGUUCAGGAUACUGAGCAUGGGUUUCCACACUAUUUCCAUGGUGGAAUAUGGAGGAGAAGCAUCGUAAUCGUUGUUUUUCCGGUCGGUCGGUCUUCUGAUUUCAUGAGUACCAAUAUAGCAGGGCUAUUUGAGAUGAGACGCUCUCUGUCCUUA
This is a messenger RNA of Scleropages formosus (Asian bonytongue), 5676 nucleotides long. It is a transcript of the gene kif3ca, whose product is annotated as kinesin family member 3Ca. Gene Ontology annotation, molecular function: ATP binding; microtubule motor activity; microtubule binding. The transcript has 8 exons. Lineage: Eukaryota; Metazoa; Chordata; Actinopteri; Osteoglossiformes; Osteoglossidae. Gene Ontology annotation, biological process: microtubule-based movement; mitotic cell cycle. Bases 388 to 2658 code for a protein of 756 amino acids. Gene Ontology annotation, cellular component: microtubule. The record is from RefSeq and is a predicted model, not a curated record.